Molecule: messenger RNA, 177 nt
Organism: Symbiodinium sp. CCMP2592
Lineage: Eukaryota; Dinophyceae; Suessiales; Symbiodiniaceae
Source: the annotation of a GenBank genome assembly
AUGGAGAUCACAGAGCCACCCCCUGUGCCAGCCGAUUUUCCCCAGGAGCACGUCGAACAACAUGUGGACCCUAUCAGUGAAGAGCCGUUCACCGAUGGCGAGGACGGCAAGGAGCCAAAGGAUGCCUUGGAUUUGACGUCUAAGUUCGAGGAAGCUAUGGACUUGGAUGAUGAGCAG